Fonsecaea nubica is the source of this 453-nucleotide messenger RNA. RefSeq lists its product as hypothetical. The record is from RefSeq and is a predicted model, not a curated record. Gene Ontology annotation, biological process: folic acid-containing compound biosynthetic process. Lineage: Eukaryota; Fungi; Ascomycota; Eurotiomycetes; Chaetothyriales; Herpotrichiellaceae. Gene Ontology annotation, molecular function: 2-amino-4-hydroxy-6-hydroxymethyldihydropteridine diphosphokinase activity. The transcript has a single exon. The coding region runs from base 1 to 453 and encodes 150 amino acids.
AUGUCUCGGCCUUUGAGCCAGAUCAAUGCAAAGAUGAAGUCUUCAAAGUCGGCUUCAGAUGCCCAAAAUAAAGCCGUGGUAGCCUUCGGUAGCAACCUUGGAGACCGACUUGCCAACAUCGAGGCUGCGCUCUCCAGAAUGAGAGAAAACGACCUCCGAGUUCUUAAGCUGAGCUCCCUAUAUGAAACCAAACCAAUGUACUACGAUGAUCAGGAUCCUUUUCUGAACGGCGUUUGUCAGAUUGAGACCAGUCUUGCACCACUACAAUUACUGGAUGUCUUGCAGGCCAUUGAGAAUGAAUUGGGCAGAAAACGCUUGAUUGACAAGGGACCCAGGACGGUUGAUCUUGAUGUCAUCCUCUACAACCAAGACUACUUCAAGCACCCUCGGCUCAACAUCCCGCAUAUUCUGAUGCUGGAGAGAGAGUUCGUGCUCAGACCUCUUGCAGAGUAA